Molecule: messenger RNA, 1305 nt
Organism: Lasiodiplodia theobromae
Lineage: Eukaryota; Fungi; Ascomycota; Dothideomycetes; Botryosphaeriales; Botryosphaeriaceae
Product: Fumarylacetoacetate hydrolase
Exons: 2
Coding region: 1-1305 (434 amino acids)
Biological process (GO): homogentisate catabolic process; L-tyrosine catabolic process; L-phenylalanine catabolic process
Molecular function (GO): fumarylacetoacetase activity
Source: RefSeq, a predicted model, not a curated record
AUGCCUUCUUUGCGCUCCUGGUUCAACAUCCCCAAGGGAUCUCAUUUCUCCCUCGCCAACAUCCCAUUUGGCAUCAUCUCCACCUCUGCCAAAGCAUCCCCCCGAGUAGCCAUUGCAAUUGGUGACCAUGCCCUGGACCUGGAUGCGUUUGCUUCACACAACGGCUUCUCUGCUCUCUCCACUAUCCAACCGCACCAGCAUGUCUUCUCCGAGCCCACGCUGAACGCCUUUGCUGCGCUGGGCCGCCCUAUCCACAGCGUAGUGCGCAAAUACAUCCAAGACAUCUUCCUGGAAAACACGCCGCACCCGUCCAUCCUCAAGGACAACGUCUCGCUGCAGCAGGCGGCGCUGGUGCCGCUCAAAGAAGUCAAAACGCACCUGCCCUUCCAGAUCGGCGACUACACCGACUUCUACGCAGGCCUCAACCACGCCUUCAACGUCGGCGUGCUCUUCCGCGGCGCCAGCAACGCCCUGCAGCCCAACUACAAGCACCUGCCCGUCGGCUACCACGGCCGCGCCUCGUCCGUCGUCGUGUCUGGCACGCCCAUCGUGCGCCCCAGCGGUCAGAUCCUCGCAAACCCGGCCGCCGAGGUCAAGACGCCCAUCUUCUCGCCGUGCCACCGUCUCGACAUCGAGCUCGAGCUGGGCGCGUUUGUGUGCAGGAAGACAAAGCUUGGCGAGCCCAUCCCAAUCGACGAGGCGGAGCAGAGCUUGUUCGGUGUCGUGCUCAUGAACGAUUGGUCGGCGAGAGACAUCCAGGCGUGGGAAUAUGUGCCGCUCGGCCCGUUCAACUCGAAGAACUUCGGAACGACCAUCAGUGCGUGGGUCGUGCUGGCGGAUGCGCUUGAGCCGUUCUUGGCGAAGGGCUUGGAGAGUGACACGGAAGUGUUGCCGUACCUGAAGGAGAAGAAGGCUGAGAACGUAUAUGACAUCAAGCUGCAAGUAGAUCUCAAGACGAGCUCCGGAAAUACAUCUACCAUCAGCAAGACUACGGCAAGAAAUCUGCUGUUCUCGUUCCCGCAGAUGUUGGCGCACCAUUCUAUCACUGGAUGCCCGUUCAACGUGGGAGACUUGCUCGGCUCUGGCACCAUCAGCGGCAAAGAGCCGAAUGAGAGGGGAAGUCUGUUAGAACAGAACGAAAACGGCAAGACUACAGUCAAGCUUGCUGGUGGUGAGGAGAGGAAGUUUUUGGAGGACGGAGAUGAGAUCACUAUCACUGGCGUAUGCGGAGGUGACGAGGAUGCGCUGGUUGGAUUUGGAGAGUGUGUGGGCAGGAUCGAGCCUGCUGUCAAAUUCCCAUUCUGA